Messenger RNA from Sebastes umbrosus (honeycomb rockfish), 559 nucleotides. RefSeq names its product lysozyme g-like. The record is from RefSeq and is a predicted model, not a curated record. The transcript is spliced from 3 exons. Gene Ontology annotation, biological process: peptidoglycan catabolic process. Lineage: Eukaryota; Metazoa; Chordata; Actinopteri; Perciformes; Sebastidae. Gene Ontology annotation, molecular function: lysozyme activity. Bases 16 to 456 code for a protein of 146 amino acids.
AAUGAUGUAGACAGAAUGGAAAAGUACAGGUCUAAGAUCAACAAAGUGGGAGUAAAAUAUGGAAUCGCUCCAGCUCUCAUUGCUGCCAUCAUCUCCAGAGAGUCCCAGGCUGGAUAUACGUUAAUUAAUGGCUGGGGAGACCAUGGAAAAGCCUGGGGACUGAUGCAGGUUGAUGUUACUCCAAACGGAGGUGGACACACUAAACGUGGUGGUUGGGACAGUGAGGAACACCUCUGUCAAGGCACCGAGAUCUUGGUUCAUUUUAUCGGACGCAUCCGCAACAAAUUUCCUAGCUGGAGCACGGAGCAGCAGCUGAAAGGAGGGAUAGCAGCCUACAAUAUGGGGGACGGAAAUGUCCAUUCCUAUGAUAACGUGGACGCCCACACAACCGGUGGAGAUUACUCCAAUGAUGUUGUUGCCAGAGCUCAGUGGUACAAAACCAAUAAAGGCUACUAAAACCUGAAGCUGCAGAAAUCUCCGCAAAAUCUCCUGCAAAUAAUCACUCUGUAAUGUGAGCUCGAUGUUAAAACACAAGCUAAAUAAACAUGAAGCAAAACCA